This is a messenger RNA of Salvia miltiorrhiza (redroot sage), 1954 nucleotides long. Its product is annotated as inorganic phosphate transporter 2-1, chloroplastic. Gene Ontology annotation, molecular function: phosphate transmembrane transporter activity. Lineage: Eukaryota; Viridiplantae; Streptophyta; Magnoliopsida; Lamiales; Lamiaceae. Gene Ontology annotation, cellular component: membrane. The transcript has 3 exons. The coding region runs from base 220 to 1878 and encodes 552 amino acids. Gene Ontology annotation, biological process: phosphate ion transmembrane transport. The record is from RefSeq and is a predicted model, not a curated record.
AAGGGGGUAUUUUUGAAAGUGAAUAAGAAGUUGUGGAGAGUGUAAAGGUAGUGGAUAUGGGAUAUAGUGGCUCUGAAACGACACACUCAAUCUUGAGCUUUCCACCACUCAUUCCCACUGGCCGCCAAAUUCCAUUCUCACAUCGCCGGAGAAAAAACUCCUUCUCUCAUUUUGUUAAUGAAUCCGAAUAAUCUCAGAAUAUUCUCCAUCUGAGUAGGCAUGGCUUCCUCCUACUGUGUGUCUUGGACGAGGAACACGAGCGCGGCAGCUCUCCUGCUCCGCAAUUCCCACAUCAGAUUCAGACCCAGAAGGGAUGUUUUCAUUCUCAAGCCCCAGCCCCAACCAUCACUCUCUCUCUCACUUUCAACACCAAAGCUCUGCCCUUUGGCCUCUCUAUCCUCUUACGCAGAGGAUCACGGCGAUGAAGGAAAUGCGAAUUCCGAGGGGCAGCUGCCUGGGGUGGCGGAGGCUCUCAACAUAUCUCGCAGCACGGCCUCCGCCAUGGCGGUGUGCAUAGCGGUGGCGGCUCUAAGUGUGCCGUUGGUGAUGCCGUCGCUGGGGCGGGGGCUGGCGUUGAAGACGAGAGCCUUGUCGUACGCGACGCUGUUGUUUGGAUUCUACAUGGCGUGGAACAUUGGCGCCAAUGACGUGGCUAACGCCAUGGGGACGUCGGUGGGGUCGGGGGCGCUGUCGCUGAGAAGGGCCGUCAUCAUCGCCGCCGUCUUGGAGUUCUCCGGCGCUCUGCUCAUGGGCACUCACGUCACCACCACAAUGCAGAAGGGGAUUCUCGUCGCCUCUGUUUUUCAGGGCAAGGAGACUCUGCUUUUUGCUGGCCUCAUUUCUUCCUUGGCUGCUGCUGGCACUUGGCUCCAGGUUGCAUCAUAUUAUGGUUGGCCUGUGUCUACCACGCAUUGUAUCGUGGGAUCAAUGGUCGGGUUCGGGCUUGCCUACGGAGGCACGGGAGCCGUAUUUUGGAGCUCGUUAGCACGUGUGACUUCAUCGUGGGUGGUGUCGCCUUUGGUGGGAGCACUCGCGUCUUUCCUCGUGUACAAAUGCAUUCGCAGGUUUGUUUACAGUGCUCGAAACCCGGGGCAAGCAGCAGCAGCAGCUGCACCGUUAGCCGUCUUCUUAGGCGUUACGGGAAUAUCCUUCGCUGCAUUCCCUCUCAGCAAUACUGUGUCCGUAGCUACCGUGCAGGCCUUGGCCUGUGGUGCUUGCGCAGCUGUCCUGUUCGACAGAAUCAUACGGAGGCAGCUCGGCCACCUCCUCAACAAGGCUCCUACAGAAGUAACAGAGAGCGAGCCAAGUAAAAAUAUUGGUUUCUUGUCUGAUAUAGCUGGUCCUAAGGGAACACAGUUGGAGAUAGUCUAUGGAGUGUUUGGUUACAUGCAAGUUCUGUCGGCGUGCUUCAUGUCGUUUGCACACGGAGGGAACGAUGUCUCGAAUGCAAUAGGCCCUCUGGCAGCGGCCCUGUCGAUUCUUCAAGGUGGGGCGAGUGGUGGACAGAUUGUGAUCCCGAACGAUGUGCUGGCGUGGGGCGGGUUUGGGAUCGUUGCAGGUCUUAUGAUGUGGGGUUACAGAGUGAUUGCGACUAUUGGGAAGAAGAUAACAGAGCUGACACCCACGAGAGGGUUUGCUGCUGAGUUUGCAGCAGCGUCUGUUGUGCUUGGGGCUUCCAAGCUUGGGCUGCCUAUCUCGGCUACGCAUACACUUGUGGGAGCAGUGAUGGGCGUAGGCUUCGCGAGAGGGCUUAACAGCGUACGAGCAGAGACCGUGAGGGAGAUUGUCACGUCGUGGGCUGUCACCAUCCCUGCUGGUGCCACUUUUGCUGUUGUUUAUACAUGGAUCUUCACCAAGUUGUUAGCCUACAUACUCUGACUAAGCGCCAUUUAUAGACUCCAUCUUCCACAUACAUGUAUGUUGUUUCUCAUGAUAAUCAAGUAUUAUUUCUCAA